Molecule: messenger RNA, 876 nt
Organism: Nezara viridula (southern green stink bug)
Lineage: Eukaryota; Metazoa; Arthropoda; Insecta; Hemiptera; Pentatomidae
Source: the annotation of a GenBank genome assembly
AUGAAAGACGUGAGAAGCUUAGCAGUUCUGGAAGAUGACAUCGAUAAGCUCAAAGAUUGGUUGAUAAAGCAACCGCAUCUUCCCCACGACAUUGACAAUGAAAUCCUAUGCUGCUUCAUCUAUGGAACAAAAUCUCUGGAAAUUGCAAAGCAGAAGUUGGACUCAUAUUUUACGAUACGCACCAAUCAUCCAAAAUUAUUCGAGUUCUCUGUAAGGGAUCCUUUAGACCCCGCCUUCAUGAAAGCCAACUCCGCAACGAGAAAGUUCUUCCUGGAAGGAACGACUCCUGAAGGGUACAGAGUCUUAUUUCAUAAUCUUACACCUACCUUCAAUGAAUGCUUUCUCCAUUCACAAGAGAUCAUCAAGAGCUUGAUGUUCAUAGAGAUGGCUAUGCAAAAAUGGCCAGAUAUGAAGGGACUGUACCUUGCGUAUGAUAUAAAGGGUAUGGACGCAUCGGUUCUGCCUAAAUUAAGUCCCACUGUUUUGGCAUCAGGUCUUGAAUGGUUCCAGGGUUCCGUUCCAGUGAAAAUGAAGGGGGUUCUGAUCGUAAAUACACCGCCGUUUCUGGAGAAGGCUUUGGAUUGGCUACUAAAACCAUUUUUGAAACCAAAACUUUUUGCAAGGUUAAAAUUAACAUCUGAGGACAGGGACUGUGUGCAGAAAUAUCUACCAAUAGAUAUAAUUCCAUCCGAUUACGGCGGUAAAGGAACUAAAUCCUCCGAAGAGUUGGCUGAGGAAUGGGGUGCUGUGAUGGAGAGCAAAAGAAGUUGGUUUGAGCGAACAUCGAAGCAAAUAGUCGAUGAGAAGAAGAGACCGCCGGAUGUAAAAGACACUUAUGGCAUCCAAGGAACAUUCAGGAAACUAGCUCUAGACUAG